AACCAGACUCCCUUUACCUUAAUAGUCUGAAGGGGGUUUUAUAGCUUUCAUUCAUUCAAGGAAAUGGUUUAGGCUUUAGACUACCGGAGACUUAGCAAAAAACUCUUUGGCACCAGAUUAUUCUUACUUUUUUUUUUUUUUUUUUUUUUUUUGCAAACAAGAUUUUUUCAUGACUUUUUUUUUUUAAUUUAAACAAACAAUCCCAAAAGUGUUAAUGGAAAAAACCCGGAGAGAAGUGGAGAUCGAAGACCGUCUCCUGCUCCCCCCCUUCCCCGUCCCUCUCCCCGUGGAUCCCAGCACCAGCCGGAGGUUCAGCCCCCCCUCCAGCAGCCUGCAGCCCGGCAAGAUGAGCGAGGUCAGCCCGGUGGUGGUAGCCCAGCAGCAGCAGCAGCAGCAGCAGCAGCAACAGGACGCGGCGGCCGCCGUGCCCCGGCUGCGCCCCCACGAUAACCGCACCAUGGUGGAGAUCAUCGCUGACCACCCCGCCGAGCUGGUCCGUACCGACAGCCCCAACUUCCUCUGCUCCGUCCUGCCCUCGCACUGGCGCUGCAACAAGACCCUCCCGGUGGCGUUCAAGGUGGUGGCCUUAGGAGAAGUGCCCGAUGGGACGGUGGUGACUGUCAUGGCUGGAAACGAUGAGAACUACUCUGCAGAGCUGCGAAACGCUUCUGCCGUGAUGAAGAACCAGGUGGCCAGAUUUAAUGACUUACGAUUUGUGGGCAGAAGUGGAAGAGGGAAGAGCUUUACUUUGACAAUAACUGUCCUGACAAAUCCCCCCCAAGUUGCUACAUACCACAGAGCUAUAAAGGUUACAGUGGAUGGGCCAAGAGAGCCAAGAAGGCACAGACAGAAGCUUGAUGACUCUAAACCUAGUUUGUUCUCUGAGCGCCUCAGUGAUUUAGGGCGCAUUCCUCAUCCCAGUAUGAGAGUAGGGGUCCCGACCCAGAGCCCACGGCCCUCUCUGAACUCUGCACCAAGUCCUUUUAAUCCACAAGGACAGAGUCAGAUUACAGACCCCAGGCAGGCGCAGUCAUCCCCGCCAUGGUCCUAUGACCAGUCUUACCCAUCCUACUUGAGCCAGAUGACUUCACCGUCCAUUCACUCCACAACUCCCCUGUCCUCCACUCGAGGCACGGGACUUCCAGCCAUUACCGAUGUGCCCAGACGCCUCUCAGGUGCUUCAGAGCUGGGCCCAUUUUCAGAUCCCAGGCAGUUCACAAGCAUUUCAUCCCUCACUGAGAGCCGCUUCUCCAACCCACGAAUGCACUAUCCAGCCACCUUUACCUAUACACCGCCAGUCACCUCAGGCAUGUCACUGGGUAUGUCCGCAACCACUCACUACCACACCUACCUACCACCGCCCUACCCCGGCUCUUCCCAAAACCAAAGUGGACCUUUCCAGACCAGCAGCACUCCAUAUCUCUACUAUGGCACUUCGUCAGGAUCAUACCAGUUCCCCAUGGUGCCGGGAGGGGACCGCUCCCCUUCCAGGAUGCUCCCGCCGUGCACCACCACGUCCAACGGCAGCACACUGCUAAACCCUAAUUUGCCCACCCAGAGUGACGGGGUGGAGGCGGAUGGCAGCCACAGCAGCUCCCCAACCGUCUUGAAUUCUAGUGGCAGGAUGGAUGAGUCCGUUUGGAGGCCGUACUGAGAUUUCUUCCGUAGCCAGCCCGACCUCCGCAAGCCAAAAAAAAAAAAACCCACCAAACCACCAAAUGGUCAACUAACUACGAAGUGCCUGUUUUUUGUUUCUUUUUUUCUAAAAAAAACCCAGAUUUUACCGAUAUGUGCAACUGUGUAGAUGGGAUGAUAAUGGCCAUAAAUAACACAAGAGUUACCAACAUACCACAACCCAUGUUUCAGAUUAUGCGAAUCAAAGCACAUAUUUUCUUUUUUUUUUUCCCCUUGGAAGCAUUUUACCUUGUUUUAUAUUUAAAAUGUACUUUCUACACACACACACACACACACACACACACACACACACACACACACCCAUCAUCCCCUCCUUUUUUUUUGGAAUUUUUCCUCCUUUUUUUUUCCCCUAGAGUUUUGUAAUAACUAGUGAGUACUUUUGCCAACAAGGAGAGAACGGACUCCCCGGAUAUCAGGAGGAACAUGGUGAUGCAAGGCAAAGGCUGCAUUCCCUUUUAUUUCAAUAGAAAACCAAAACUAACCAUGAACUCCAGAUACAGUUGCAAUCAUACAACGUAUGGGACCCUCUCCACACCUGUAGUGCAAUUCACCUGGUUUGUAUUGGUGCACAUAAAAAGGAAAGCAAAGAGCAAGUUGCUUCCAUUUUGCUAUGAUCCAUUCAGACGAAAACAGCUGUCCCAAAAAACUCUGUCCGAGCCUUGCUGCGGAUAACGGUUGGAAUUUCUGUGUUCAUUGCUUUCUUGGUUUGUUUUUGGGUACUUAAAGAGAAUGAGUUUUCAAGUUAGGUGAGCCAACCCCGGGGUUUCCUUUUUUGCUUUUGUAUCCGUUCGUUUUGCCUUCGAUUAGCCAAAAACCAAAAAUAAUAACCAAAACCAUGAAAAACAAAAAACAAAUGUUAUUACUUAUGCAAAAUAUGAAAAUGGCAAUAUAUAUUACUAGAGCCAAAAUGGUAUACAUAGUAUUUGUGUUUGGCUAUUUUCUUUUUUAAUUUUUUUUAAAUUAUAAAUGUGUAAAAUUUGAGGUUGUUUGCUAACAGGAAUCAACAUUUAAGUUUAAAAGAAUAUUUAUAAUUAUUUAAUGACAUUUGGACCCUUUAGACGCUUCUUAAUGUAAUGAUAUAUUGACUUCGGUCUCUAAAAGUGUUUUUUUGUUUUGUUUAGGAUUUUUUUUUAUUAUUACAUUUCUGCAAUAGUGUAAACCUCAGACCUUUACCCAACUCUGAAAAGCAGUUCCAGUGUGAACCAGUUUACAAUGUGACUUAAAAACAACAAACCCAACCUAAAUGCAUCCACAUCAAAUGAUUUGGGAUGUAGGAUCUUUUUAUAUAACUUAUGAAGGAAAUAUUGUGUUUAAAAUAUUUUUAAUAGCUGUCUGGUUGCCUUCAACACAGUCUUGCCUUUUAAUCAGUAGUUGUGGAGACACUGGAAAAAUGGUAGGAAGGAUGAAAUAUUUUCCACCCUUCCCCUAAUUUCUUCUUCUCCAAGGAUUUUUUCUCAGAACUCCAAAAUUUGAAAAGAUUCAUAUUUAAAAUGGUCUAUUUUGACAGCAUAAUUUGGAUUUCGACAGGGUUUUUUUUUUCCCAAAGAAAAAUCAAAACCGUUUCAAAGCCCGUAUUUUGCAAAUAAUGAAUUGUUGAAUAUCUCAGAAGUGGGAUUAAGGGAGAAAUGGUGAAACAUUUUCCCCUCCCCUUGCAAUUUCAGCCCACCCGGUGGAAUUAAAAGUUUUCAAACUUGAGACAGAAACUGCCUGGUAGCAAGUCACCACCCGUUAGCAUUAAAUGCGGGAGCCAUGCAGAUGCUGUGGUGGCUUCAAAGCCGAUGUGGCUGUUGCCGUGUUAGAGGGACGAGCAUGAGGGCAGCAGUACUCACCUCUGCCCGCACAGGAGACACAAACUCACCUUCAAAGCCACCCUGGGGCUCCCAGGGGUGGUACAAGCAGCACCCAAACCACAACUUGUCUGUGGCCAAACUACCCUGCAGAGAAGCCCCAGUUUUGCCCAGCCCAGGGCUGCCAUGGCAGUCAGGGAGGUGACAUGGCAUUGGCUGGCUGUGGUAGGAGCUGAGUCAUCCUCCCCACGCUCUCCCCAGGCAGGUGUAAAGCCUGGCUUAGUGGGAUGUUCAGCAUGUGCCAGUGGGCUUGGCCAAAGCUCCCUCCUUCCACUGCCUCAGUCACUGCGCCCGCAGCCUUCUCCAAGCUGCUCCUUGGGUGAUCUUUGGCUACCUCCAAAGUAUGGCAGCAAAUCAACGUUGGGCACAGCCACACAGAGCCAGACACCACCACCACUGCUCGUUAGCAGCGAAGCUGUUAACGAGCUGCCCUUAGCAUGGUACAGCCCUCCAAUCUGCGUGAUGACGUGCUCUUAAAAAUAAUAAAUUAAUAAAGUCUUUGCCUUCUAAAGGUUGUAUACCAAGUAUGCUUAAAGUAUAAGUAAGACACUUUGUUUUUCUUCUAAUACUUAGUUUUCCUUCAAAGAUGGAAGCUGUAAUUGAUUCUAUUUAUUGUUGGUUUGUGGUAGCUUGAAGCAUACCACUGUCCAUUUAUUUGUAACUGUAAAGUAACGUUUGUUAGUCUCAGCAGCACUUAAAAAACCAGUGUCUGGUUACACAUUUCAGUUUUGUUUUUUGUUUAGUAAGCAAGAGAAAAAGAGAUGUACUGCCAGUGCAAGCUGUUUCCUAUUUAAUAAAAGGUACUAUAUUUGUACAUUAUUUGUUAUUGCUGAGAAGGGCUUUUUAAGGUUUACUGUAUGCAUAUUAAGUAAUUUUUAGGGUGCUUUUGUGUCGAAAUGUUGUUAAGAGUGGCUGCAGGCAGCAACCCAGAUUUUCUUUUUUUUUUUCCUUAAGACUUUGUUGUAAAAUUCAAGCACUUGGUUUUUGUUUCUGGAUAAAUCCAGCACAGACCAGACUUUUGUUUUGCCCAAUACCAACAGGACUCUGUUUGUGUCCCCGCAGUUUUUCAAGUGGACCUUUAGGGACAAACGUUGAAAACGUUUUCUCCGUCCAGUCAAGGCACGCAUGCCUGAUCGAGUAGAUCAGUGCCCUAGUCUGACCUGGCUCUGCCUGCUUGAGAUAGGAAGGAAAGGAUUUUCUAAGUACCUGUGGACAGAGGAGCACCAGCCCCUUGACUUUCAGUAGAUCUCCAAGCUCCUGAACACUCCUGGUGCCUUUAGAAAAUAUGUCCCAGUACAUCAGGCUGGUCGUGGAGGGAGUUGUACAGGCUGAGGCAGAGAUGCUCAUCAGAGCUUUCAGAAAAUGCUUUCAAGUUCACUUGGAAAUGCUCUUGAAUCAGAUUUUCAGACCCAACCAGUGCUAUGUAGUGAAUCAUAUCAAUUUAUCUGAGUUUUUGUGAGGUGCUUGGCAUCGCAGAACAGAGUUUUCUCAAAGGUACGACAGCCCUUCCCUUCGGGCAGUGGCAGUCUUUGGCACCGGUCAUAGACUUAAAGAAAAUAUACUGCCUUUUUUUUUACCUUCCAGCUUCUUAUCCUACCAAAGACUUACUUACAGCACAACAGGCACAAUGUCCCUUUUGCUGAACGAAGGAUUAAAUCCUCUCCCUCCUUCUAAGGGUAACCAGAUUGGGUGCAGUGGGUUGGGACAGAAGAGUAAAGGAAAUUAUUUAUCCAACAGCAUGAUUCACAUGACGUUUAUAAUUUCCUUUAAAAGCCCAGCUGCUCUGUCUUUCUUAGCAUUGAACCUUUGUUGCCAGCAGUCCCCUGAGCAAAGAUUUACCUGUUUCCACAGGUACCAUCAGGAGUGGGGAGAAUUUUUGCACUUUCGCCCUAAGCAAAGCAAGGCUCUGUCCCAUUCUGGGCUGCAACAGCAGCAGCAAGCCAUGAGCAAAAGCAAUAAUUAAACCUGGAUCAGCCAUGAGCUCAAAGAAGUCCCAUUCUCUGCCCCCCCUGAAUUUCUUGUUGUUUUUAAAUAGAAUGCAUUUCAGUUUAAGAUUUUCUGAGAACUUUUUUUAGAUGUUUGUUUACUUCCAUGUUUACAGAUAACUCUUUGCUUUUUUUUAAUGCAGUACUUUUAAGUAUAUCAGCCAAAACCAUACUUUUACAGUAACUUUAGGUAAUAUGAGUGACAUUCCAAUUUUUUUGUUGUUAAAUAUGCUUUACCAAUCUUGAAUUUCCGCUGGAACAAAAUAUUUGUAGCAUUUUGUGUAAAUACAAGCUUUAAUUUUUUAUUUUUUCAAAUGCUGUCACCCAAGAUUUGCUUUUCAUGCACAUAUUGUACAAACACUCUGCUUUAUGCCACAGACGAUGAUUGUGGAUCAGUUUACUUCAACUUCAAAGGGACUAUUUGUAUUGUAUGUUGCAACUGUAAAUUGAAUUGUUUGGCAUUUUCUCAUGAUUGUAAUAUUAAUUUGAAGUUUUAAUUUCAUUUUCAAUAAAAUGGCUUUUUUUUUGUUAACGUUCUUCUACGCUUCUUUUUCUUCCUUGUCUGUUCUUGAUACCAGGCAGGGUAAAGCAAGCACAUGGUAGGACAUGGGACCAGGCUGUCUAUGGCUGACCCAUCAAUUUCUGCAGCACUGCAGUUUUCAACUAAAUAUAAAAAGCAAGUUUCCAGGCACUUGGAUAGUGAAAGAGACCUUCUAAACCUGAUCUCAAAUGUUGCUUCUUUUCCUGAGCCUGUAAAUUAUCGAAGGUUGUGUUUCUUAGAGGAGUGCAAACUGCUCUUGUUCAUCUUGCUAGGCCACUAA
This is a messenger RNA of Camarhynchus parvulus, 6348 nucleotides long. It is a transcript of the gene RUNX2, whose product is annotated as RUNX family transcription factor 2. Gene Ontology annotation, cellular component: nucleus. Gene Ontology annotation, molecular function: ATP binding; RNA polymerase II cis-regulatory region sequence-specific DNA binding; DNA-binding transcription factor activity, RNA polymerase II-specific. Gene Ontology annotation, biological process: regulation of transcription by RNA polymerase II; regulation of cell differentiation; neuron differentiation. NCBI's taxonomy places the organism in Eukaryota, Metazoa, Chordata, Aves, Passeriformes, Thraupidae. The transcript has 7 exons. Bases 215 to 1654 code for a protein of 479 amino acids. The record is from RefSeq and is a predicted model, not a curated record.